AUGUAUAGGGACUGUCUGAAAGUAUCAAGAAUGAUGUCAGCUGAUAAAAAUAUAGCUAAGCAUUUUAGAUUGGAAUUUGAAAAAUAAAGAUCAGUGACUGAUUAAGAGAAGCACUAGGAUUUUAGGAAAUUUUAUCACUAUUUUAGACAAUAUCUUGAAAAUCCUAAUAAGUUCAAACCAGUGAAUGUAUUUAAUGAAAAAGACUAGAGAGAUGAAGAAGAACAAUUAAAAUAGCAAGAGUAAUAAGAGUAGAAUGCUGCAUCCGCUGACUACAAGCCACCUUUUAUUUGA
This is a messenger RNA of Stylonychia lemnae, 291 nucleotides long. The record is from the annotation of a GenBank genome assembly. Lineage: Eukaryota; Ciliophora; Spirotrichea; Sporadotrichida; Oxytrichidae.